CUGUGUUUCCAGCUGUGUUUCCAGCUGUGUUUCCAGCUGUGUCUCCAGCUGUGUUUCCAGCUGUGUCUCCAGCUGUGUGUCUCCAGCUGUUUCCUGCUGUGUUUCCAGCUGUGUGUCUCCAGCUCUGUCUCCAGCUGUGUGUCUCCAGCUGUGCGUUUCCAGCUGUGUGUUUCCAGCUGUGUGUCUCCAGCUGUGUUUCCAGCUGUGUGUCUCCAGCUGUGUUUCCAGCUGUGUGUUUCCAGCUGUGUUUCCAUCUGUGUUUCCAGCGGUUUCCAGCUGUGUGUCCCCAACUCUGUGUCUCCAGCUGUGUGUCUCCAGCUGUGUCUCCAGCUGUGUGUCUCCAGCUGUGUGUCUCCAGCUGUGUGUUUCCAGCUGUGUCUCCAGCUGUGUGUUUCCAGCUGUCUCCAGCUGUGUGUCUCCAGCUGUGUCUCCAGCUGUGUGUCUCCAGCUGUGUCUCCAGCUGUGUGUUUCCAGCUGUGUGUCUUCAGCU
Molecule: messenger RNA, 490 nt
Organism: Oncorhynchus gorbuscha (pink salmon)
Lineage: Eukaryota; Metazoa; Chordata; Actinopteri; Salmoniformes; Salmonidae
Product: keratin-associated protein 4-3-like
Exons: 4
Source: RefSeq, a predicted model, not a curated record